Messenger RNA from Tarenaya hassleriana, 2070 nucleotides. RefSeq names its product glycerol-3-phosphate dehydrogenase [NAD(+)] GPDHC1, cytosolic. Gene Ontology annotation, biological process: carbohydrate metabolic process; glycerol-3-phosphate catabolic process. The record is from RefSeq and is a predicted model, not a curated record. The transcript is spliced from 5 exons. Gene Ontology annotation, cellular component: glycerol-3-phosphate dehydrogenase (FAD) complex; cytosol. The coding region runs from base 467 to 1855 and encodes 462 amino acids. Lineage: Eukaryota; Viridiplantae; Streptophyta; Magnoliopsida; Brassicales; Cleomaceae. Gene Ontology annotation, molecular function: glycerol-3-phosphate dehydrogenase [NAD(P)+] activity; NAD binding.
UCCUAUGGGGUAGAUGAACAAACUUAGACGGAGCUAACAAAGCUGCCCACCUUCGAUCUCUUAUUUUAUUUUAAUAUUCUUUCUUCUGUGGAAUUUCUUCUGCAUUUCGUGUGAUGAUGACAGGCAGUAGCGCUAUUUAACAGGGUUUCUUCUGGUAUUUAUUUACUGUAAUCUGGUUUUUGAUUUGCCUUUGUUGCAUGGAUGAAGCAGCUGAGCUAGGCCUGAAAAAGCCCCCUGUUUGGUUGGUGAGAAAAUCGGGUUAGCGAACCAAGAAAAUCUUAAUUCUUUUUGAGCAAGGUGUGAUUUGGGAGUGCCUCAAGUUGGUAUUUUUCAUAUCAGAAUCGAUUGCGUAUAUAUCUCUUUCUGGGUUGGAUCCAUUGAAGAAAUCAGAGAAACCCACCUGGAAAAUCAUUUGUAAACACUGUCUAUUGCCGUGGAUUGUUUGAUUUCUUGGUGUGGGGAAAAAAUGGUGGGAAGCAUUGAGGCCAAGAACAUGCCUUCAAACGGGUCUGUUCACCAUAAUGGCAUCAGUCUGGAGGAGAAACUGGACACUCUCCGCCAUCUUCUGGGGAAAUCCGACAAUGAUCCACUGAGAAUUGUAAGCGUUGGUGCCGGAGCUUGGGGAAGUGUUUUUGCGGCACUUCUCCAAGAAAGCUAUGGAAACUUCAGGGAGAAGUUCCAGAUCAGGAUAUGGAGGAGACCCGGCCGAGCCGUGGACAGAGCCACUGCCGAACACUUGUUCGAAGUGAUCAAUUCACGGGAACACGUGCUGAGGAGACUGAUAAGACGAUGUGCUUAUCUGAAAUAUGUCGAGGCAAGGCUAGGGGACAGGACGCUGUAUGCAGACGAGAUUCUGAAAGACGGGUUUUGUCUGAACAUGAUAGAUACUCCGCUCUGCCCCUUAAAGGUUGUGACGAAUUUGCAAGAAGCGGUCUGGGAUGCAGAUAUCGUCGUUAAUGGAUUGCCUUCUACGGAAACGCGUGAAGUGUUUGAAGAGAUCAGCAAGUAUUGGCAGGAGAGAAUAACAGUUCCCAUCAUCAUUUCUCUGUCAAAGGGCAUUGAAGCUGCUCUUGAACCGGUUCCACAUAUCAUAACCCCGACAAAGAUGAUCCACCAAGCAACCGGGGUACCUAUCGAGAACAUACUGUAUCUGGGUGGACCGAAUAUUGCAGCAGAGAUAUACAACAAGGAAUACGCGAAUGCUAGAAUAUGCGGGGCUGAGAAAUGGAGGAAACCCUUAUCGAAAUUUCUACGACAGCCCCAUUUCAUCGUGUGGGACAACAGCGAUCUUGUGACCCAUGAAGUGAUGGGAGGUCUCAAGAAUGUCUACGCCAUUGGAGCGGGAAUGGUAGCGGCGCUCACCAACGAGAGUGCUACGAGCAAGUCAGUGUAUUUCGCCCAUUGUACAUCCGAGAUGAUAUUUAUAACUCAUUUGCUAGCGGAAGAACCCGAGAAACUGGCGGGACCUCUACUAGCCGACACUUACGUGACCCUACUAAAGGGGCGUAAUGCAUGGUACGGCCAAAUGCUGGCCAAAGGUGAGAUAAGCAGAGACAUGGGCGAUAGCAUCAGCGGCAAGGGAAUGAUUCAGGGUGUUUCGGCGGUGGGAGCAUUUUAUCAGCUGCUUAGCCAGUCGAGCCUAAGCAUCAUGCACCCGGAGGAGAAGAAACCCGUGGCCCCGGUUGAAUCUUGCCCGAUCUUGAAGACCCUUUACAAGAUUCUCAUCACAAGGGAACAAACAACAAAGGCGAUCCUGCAAGCGUUAAGGGACGAAACACUGAACGAUCCAAGAGACAGGAUCGAGUUUGGGCAGAGCCAUAAGUUCUACAGGCCUUCACUUCUAGACCAACCUUAAUGAAUCAUCACUUGGUUAUUGCGUUUACACUCUAGAGGGAAAAAAAAGCUUCUUUUUUUUUUUUACAGAAAAUGGCUCUAUGUCAUGUAUGUGUCUUGUAAUAAGAUUCUUGCUAUCUUAUUACUUAAGCAUUUGAAACAUGUUUUACCCCUUGCAGAAAACUAUGUCGAGAGUUUUUUUUGUUUUUUUUAAUAAAAAGCUUUCAUGUUAGAAUC